AUGGCGAGAUUUGUGGACUUUAUUUUAUUUCUAAUUCUUUUAGUUGCUUCGAUUAAUCUUUUGGUUUCUGAAGCACGUCCUCUCAAUAUUUUGAAGAUUCAAGGUCUUGGUUUUGACUCCAAUGAAAAGGGAACGUUUGAUUGGUUAAGUAUGGGUGGUAUUAAGGAUGGCCCUAGUCCUGGAGUUGGCCAUAAGUUUACAAACAGUCAAACUCUUGGAGGAAUUAAGGCAGGCCCUAGCCCUGGAGUAGGACACAAAAUUGUCACAGGCAAUCACCAAUAGUGACAUUAAUUUUUGGGCUACCACAAUUUUUUAUUACUAAUAUUUAUUUGUUCCAUUCUUUGCAUGCUCUCUGUUAGCUAGGGGGUUUGGAAUAUAAGUUAAAUUUUUCAAUAAAUUUAUA
Solanum stenotomum is the source of this 403-nucleotide messenger RNA. Its product is annotated as PAMP-induced secreted peptide 2. Gene Ontology annotation, biological process: innate immune response; regulation of developmental process. The coding region runs from base 1 to 282 and encodes 93 amino acids. The record is from RefSeq and is a predicted model, not a curated record. NCBI's taxonomy places the organism in Eukaryota, Viridiplantae, Streptophyta, Magnoliopsida, Solanales, Solanaceae. The transcript has a single exon.